AUGAGCAGCGGCAGGCACUUGGCUAAAGGCUCUCCGACGCCGGAUGUGCCCGAGGAUGGGAUACUGCGGCUGUACUCCAUGCGCUUUUGCCCCUUCGCUCAGCGAGUGCAUCUUGUCCUGGAUGCCAAACAAAUACCCUAUCACAGCAUUUACAUAAAUCUCACAGAGAAACCAGACUGGCUGCUCGACAAGAAUCCGCAGGGCAAGGUGCCGGCAUUGGAACUGGUACGAGAGCCAGGUCCACCGGUGCUAACCGAAUCGCUGCUCAUCUGUGAGUACCUGGACGAGCAGUAUCCACUGCGUCCGCUCUACCCACGUGAUCCGCUCAAGAAGGUGCAGGAGAAGCUGCUUAUCGAAAGGUUUGGUGGUGUGCUCGGCGCGUUUUUCAAGGCAUCCGAUGGCGGUGAGUUGGAGCCCUUCUGGUCGGGGCUAGACACCUACGAGCAGGAGCUGAGUAGGCGUGCCACACAGUUUUUUGGCGGCGAACAGACAGGCAUACUGGAUUACAUGAUCUGGCCAUGGUGUGAGCGACUGGAGCUGCUCAAGCUUCAACGGGGCGAGGAUUACAAUUACGAUGCGGAACGUUUUCCACAACUGACGCAGUGGCUGGAGCGCAUGAAACGUGAUCCGGCCGUGAUGGCAUUCUACAUGGAGGCUGAAGUUCAAGCGGAAUUUCUGCGCACACGCAGCGCUGGCAAGCCCAACUACAAUCUGCUGGUGAAGGAUGCCUGAUGAGGAGUAGGGGU
This is a messenger RNA of Drosophila grimshawi, 746 nucleotides long. Its product is annotated as pyrimidodiazepine synthase. The record is from RefSeq and is a predicted model, not a curated record. Gene Ontology annotation, molecular function: glutathione transferase activity; glutathione dehydrogenase (ascorbate) activity. NCBI's taxonomy places the organism in Eukaryota, Metazoa, Arthropoda, Insecta, Diptera, Drosophilidae. Bases 1 to 732 code for a protein of 243 amino acids. The transcript has 3 exons. Gene Ontology annotation, cellular component: cytoplasm. Gene Ontology annotation, biological process: glutathione metabolic process.